AUGGCGAUGACUACUACCACACAAGUUCUUGUCAAUAGUGACAAGUUGUCAUUCAAGAAAUCACAUAUCACAUUUCACGAUCUUCCAACACCACAAGAAGUUGAUCUUCCGCUACCACCGCCAUCAUUCAGCCCGACCGAGAUCCUAGAAAUCGACAAAGGCACCCCGGAUCAUCAUGUGCCACGCGAUUCCAGACUCAUUCGACUAACGGGCGUGCAUCCUUUCAAUGUAGAGGCUCCCCUAACAACAUUAUACAACCAAGGAUUUCUCACACCUCCCGAAUUGUUCUAUGUCCGAAACCAUGGCGCGGUACCCCAGGUUCACGGCGAGGACAUCCCCGACUGGCAACUUAGCAUUGAAGGCCUCGUCGAAAACCCGAUCACUUUGAGUUUUCGCGAUAUUCUCGAGAAAUAUGAUUCAAUCACGGCACCAAUUACUCUCGUCUGUGCUGGCAACAGACGCAAAGAGCAGAACACAGUCCGAAAGUCAAAAGGUUUCUCAUGGGGCCCAGCUGGACUGUCAACUGCUCUAUUCACAGGACCUCUGAUGGCCGAUAUUCUUCGCAGCGCCAAGCCUCUCCGACGAGCCAAGUUUGUAUGCAUGGAGGGUGCCGAUAAAUUGCCAAACGGAUACUACGGGACUUCUGUCAAGUUGAACUGGGCUAUGGACCGCAAUAAAUUAAUCAUGCUGGCCUACAAGAUGAAUGGCGAGGCACUGACCCCGGAUCAUGGCCGUCCUCUGCGGGCAGUUGUGCCUGGCCAGAUCGGAGGUCGAAGUGUCAAGUGGUUGACCAAGUUGAUUGUGACCGAUACCCCCAGUGAUAACUGGUAUCAUAUUAACGACAACCGGGUACUGCCAACCAUGGUUUCCCCCGAAAUGUCCGCUCAGGAUAAGAAAUGGUGGACUGAUGAGCGAUAUGCCAUUUACGACCUUAAUGUCAACUCGGUCGCAGUAUAUCCAGAACACGAAGAGACACUAGACCUGACCACGUGCGGGAAAACAUAUUACGCGAAGGGCUAUGCAUAUGCAGGUGGUGGUCGACGGAUCACAAGAGUUGAAAUAUCUUUGGACAAGGGCAAAUCAUGGCGCCUCGCCGAUAUCGAAUACGCCGAAGACAAAUAUCGAGAAUACGAGGGCGAGUUGUUUGGCGGAAAGGUCGACAUGUGGCAACGCGAGACUUGUUUUUGCUGGUCAUUCUGGUCUCUUCCCAUCCCCGUCGCCGAUAUGGCGGAUAGUGAUGCAUUACUUGUACGAUCUAUGGACGAUGCAAUGACCGCUCAGCCGCGCGACAUGUACUGGUCUGUUCUCGGCAUGAUGAAUAACCCAUGGUUCCGUGUUGCCAUCACGAAGGAGGGGAGCCUUCUCAAGUUCGAGCACCCAACACACCCUGUCAAGGCUGGAGGCUGGAUGGAGAGGGUCAAGAAGGCGGGUGGUGAUUUAACGAAUGGCAAUUGGGGCGAGAGGCACCAGGGUGAAGAGCCCGUGGAGCAAGAGCCUGUGAAGGAGAUCAACAUGAAGAAAGAAGGAGUGAACCGCCAGAUCAGUCUGGAAGAGCUCAAGGCAAACAGCAGCAGUGAGAAGCCUUGGUUUGUUGUGAAUGGUGAAGUGUAUGAUGGAACUGGGUUCCUGGAGGGUCAUCCAGGAGGAGCAAUCAGUAUUACAUCCUCUGCAGGACUCGAUGUGUCCGAGGACUUCCUAGCAAUUCACAGUGAGACCGCGAAGUUGAUGAUGCCCGAUUACCACAUCGGCACAUUGGACCCGGCAUCUUUGAAAGCACUCAAUAGCAACACUGCAUCCACAUCUGAUGAGCCCCGUCCAAAAUUCCUCCAGUCACGUGUUUGGUCCAAACUCAAGCUCACGGAGAAGAAGAAUGUCUCCUGGGACACCAGGAUAUUCGUCUUCGAUCUGGAACACGAAAAGCAGACUUUGGGUUUGCCCAUUGGCCAGCACUUGAUGAUCAAAGUCAACGACCCCGACAGCAAGGAAGCUAUCAUCAGGUCAUACACUCCAAUCUCAGACACGAACAUGCAAGGCAAGAUGGAGUUGCUGGUCAAGAUCUACUUCCCAACCGAUACUGUUCCCGGUGGUAAGAUGACAAUGGCUCUUGAUAAGCUUCCACUGGGAGCAGAAAUUGACUGCAAGGGUCCUACUGGUCGCUUUGAGUAUCUUGGCAACGGUCGUGUGCUCAUCAGUGGCAAGGAGCGUCAUGUCCGCUCUUUCAAGAUGAUCUGCGGUGGAACUGGUAUCACGCCAAUCUUCCAGGUCCUGCGUGCUGUGAUGGAAGAUUCACAAGAUCCCACGAAGUGUGUUGUGCUUGAUGGAAACAGACUCGAGGAGGAUAUUCUGUGUCGAUCGGAGCUUGAUGAAUAUGUGAAAACAGACAGUGAAAAGUGUACUGUCGUGCAUACCCUCACAAAGGGACCAGAGAACUGGACAGGCCGCAGGGGCCGUAUUUCAGAGGAGUUGAUCAAGGAAUUUGCGCCUCCAGAAGAGGAGAGCAUGGUCAUUCUGUGUGGACCAGGGGCCAUGGAACAGUCGGCAAAGAAAGUGCUUCUUGCCCAGGGCUGGGCCGAGUCUGAUCUCCACUUCUUCUGA
Messenger RNA from Penicillium daleae, 2595 nucleotides. It is a transcript of the gene niaD, whose product is annotated as nitrate reductase NiaD. Gene Ontology annotation, biological process: nitrate assimilation; nitric oxide biosynthetic process. The coding region runs from base 1 to 2595 and encodes 864 amino acids. The record is from RefSeq and is a predicted model, not a curated record. NCBI's taxonomy places the organism in Eukaryota, Fungi, Ascomycota, Eurotiomycetes, Eurotiales, Aspergillaceae. Gene Ontology annotation, molecular function: molybdopterin cofactor binding; nitrate reductase (NADPH) activity; heme binding. The transcript is spliced from 7 exons.